Messenger RNA from Sinocyclocheilus grahami, 1662 nucleotides. RefSeq lists its product as uncharacterized. Gene Ontology annotation, biological process: G protein-coupled receptor signaling pathway. The transcript has 4 exons. The coding region runs from base 1 to 1662 and encodes 553 amino acids. Lineage: Eukaryota; Metazoa; Chordata; Actinopteri; Cypriniformes; Cyprinidae. Gene Ontology annotation, cellular component: plasma membrane. Gene Ontology annotation, molecular function: G protein-coupled bile acid receptor activity. The record is from RefSeq and is a predicted model, not a curated record.
AUGGAGGAUGCGGAGUCCCUUCUGUCUUUGAUAGUUCUCCCUGUUGCAACGGUAGCCAUAAUGUGUGUCUGGACCACAUACCACUCUCAUGUCCAUGUGUUCUCUCCUGAGUCCACUCAAUCCUCAGAGCUCACUCUUUUGUCGAUGCCGACCUGUGAGUUCUCUGCAGUUUCAGCCAGGGAGGCCAUUUCUGAAUUCCCAAGUUACCCAGUCAUGUCCAAGAAUGUAAUCCUUGAGCUCUCUGAAUUUCCUGUCUGCCUGACAGUGACCAUCGAGAUCAUUCCCAAGUCUUCUGUCUGUCCAAAUACGACCAAGGUGGACAGUUCUAAGCCUCAGCCUGCACUACAGAUUCCCGGCUCUAGCCAGCCGGCACUCCAGACGCCCAUCUCUAGCCAGCUAUCCACCUUGGUGGUCAUUAGCUCUGCUAUGGGUAUCUUCGAUCCUGUCUGCUCCACCCUGGUGGUUUUCGGCUUCGCCUGGGUCACCCUCGUGCUCUUCGACUCAGCUGUGGAAAUCUUCUGUCCUGUCGAAUCUGCCGUGGCAGUCUUCUGCUCUGCCAUGGCAGUCUUUAGUCUUGACUACCCUGCCCAGUCCAGCGGGGAACAGCUCUCCAUCAUGGAUCCACUUGACAAGCUGAGCAGAGAGAAGUUGAUCUUCUAUCUGACAGUGCCGCUGUCUUCGAUCAUCAUCUUCUCCAACCUCUUCAUCAUAAUAGGCAUCGCCUGCAACCGUCAGCUGCACAACACCCCAAAUUACUUCUUCUUGAGCCUGCUAGUGGCUGACUUGUGCACCGGCAUCACCCUGCCCUUCAUUCCCCACAUGACGCUUGACCGGCAGCUGGAUUUCAAGCACUGCUUGGUGAUGUACAUCUUCCCCAACUUUCUGUUCCUGUCGUUCCUCUUCAAUUUGGUGAUGGUGCAUUACGAACGCUACCUGUGCAUCGUCAGCCCGCUCCACCACAGCCAGUUCUGGGUUCACCGCUGCUUCCCAUUGGCUUUGUUGACCGUUUGGCUCCCGCCAUUGCUGUAUGCAUCACUUCCCGCUUUUGGAUGGAAUAAUUGGGUGGAACCCAAUUCUAACAAGAGCUCCGACUCAAACGAGACAUUCUUGAGAUCAACCACGUCUCAAAACUCCACCAAAGAGGAUGAGGUUUGCUCCUACAAACAGGUUUUUCCCAAGGCCUUCAUUUAUUUGGAAGUGUGCGGACUGGUGUUGCCGGCCAUGCUGUCCAUUGUAGCCAUGAUGGGACGGGUGUUGUGGAUCGCGCGCAAGCAGCUGCAGAACAUCUGUAAGCUUCACCGUGCCGUGGACCGUCUUCAGCAGCAGCAGCAGCAGCAGCAGCAGCAGCCAUCGGAUCAGGAGCAGCAGCUUAACCUGCGCUACGCCAAAUGUGUGGCCGCCGUGUCCCUCACGUUCCUGGUCUGCUGGGUGCCAUACAUCAUCUACCAGCUCAUGUCCGUGACGAUGCUGCAGACCGGUGUGAGCUUGCCGAGCUCUUCUCUGUACAUCAUCAUGUCCUGUACGGGAAUCGGGAGCAUGGCCAUCAUUCCGCUCAUACUGGGACUGGCCAACAAGCAGUACACUGAGCCCAUCAGCAGGCUGAUGCUUAAACUGAGAAACCGCUGGAGAGGAGGACAGAAUAACAGAGAUAUUGCACUUUGA